AUGGAGGGGGCUAUUUUAGCUCGAGAUCUUGGUUCUGAUGACUUUGAGUUGUCGGUGUACGAUGAUAGCUUCACCGACAAUGGUAUUGAAGGUAGCAAUUUUGUUGUUGAUGAUGAAGAAUCUGAUUCUUCGGUUAGGGUACAUGAAUCGUAUGACGAUAAUGAUGUUAGACAUACUCCUAAUAUUGCCAUUGUUCCUGUUCUUAAGACAGAUAGGGGUUCGGUUGCUUCAGCUGCACUUGUGGUUGUAUUGUCUGGUGGAGAGGCUAGUAGCGGAGGUAGGGUUAUGAAGAGGUCUCGUUCCUUGGAUCCAUGUACAUUCCAAUCAUUUUCUCAUAGCUUGGGGAUUAGUCAUCGACCUUCCUAUAUCCAACAGCUAAAUUUUGCAAACUCGCCUCACGAUGUGGAUGCUCCUUAUCCACCUGGUCCUGUUUAUCUUCCUCCUUAUGAAUAUAGGCUAGAUUAA
Molecule: messenger RNA, 465 nt
Organism: Lactuca saligna
Lineage: Eukaryota; Viridiplantae; Streptophyta; Magnoliopsida; Asterales; Asteraceae
Source: the annotation of a GenBank genome assembly